AUGAAUCUUGAUUCACUUCAACAUCACUAUGGCGUACUAAUUGUCCUGAUAACAUUUCUCAGUCGUAUUAUAUUUAUCGGAUUCUGUUGGAGUUAUGGAACAGUUAUCGUGGAGUUUAAAAAACAAAAUUCGACCUUAUCAGACACUGAAAUGAGUUGGAUUGGAAGUAUUGGACAGAGUUUUGGUGGAAUAUUUGCACCGAUCAUACUUCUUUGCAGUCAUCGAUUUGGCUAUCAACUAUCGUUUAUUGCCUCUCUGAUUAUCUGUAUUCUCUCUUUAUUCUUCUCAUCCAUGGUACAAAAUCUUCAUUGGUUGUUGUUGACUUAUUCAUUUCCGUACGGAUUCGCCAAUGCCGCCAUCUUCAUUCUUGGAACAUUGGUUUGCGGUCUAUAUUUUCCAGUGGGUCAACAUCCAAAACAUGUCCUCGUAAUGUGCAUUAUCUCCACCGGCUUUCCAAUUGGUUAUCAUAUCAUGAGUGCAUACAUGUUCUCUGAAAUCGAAGAACACGGUUGGCAAUCAAUGAAAAGACGCGUAGCACUAAUUGAACUAUUGGUGGCAUGCGUACUUGGCCCACUAUUCACGACAAAAGGUCUAUUGAACUCAUCACAGGAGUAUCAAUAUCCAACAGCGCCGUUGAUUCCGGGCACUAACAAGAAAAUUUACUAUUCUAAACCAAUCAUUUAUUGGAUGAUGGGCAUCUUUACUGCGAUGUGUGCCGUGAAUAAUUUUCUCCUUCAUUUGCAUAGUCAUUUGGAAUACUUACUCAUAUCACCUGUACGAGCAGAUCUUUGGUUUCGUUUACAUGGUUUAUUUGAUGCUGUGUUUCGUCUAUCGAUUCCGUUUUUAAUUCGCUUUUAUCCAAUUGACAUUAUCUACUUAUUUCCAGCAAGUGUUUUUACAGGUUUAAUUGUUUUGACAUUAACAUUCAGUUUGCUCUAUACGAGUUUAAAUGCAUUGGCAAUUUUUCCGAUCAUCUUGUUCAGUUUCACUUCAGCGGUUGUAACAGCGUUGCAAUAUACAGUUUCGAAUCGCAUUUUCGAAGAAGAUCGUACUGAACAAGGUUACGUUUAUCACGUGAUUGUUACAAGUCUUGGAACAACCGUUGGUCCUGUCAUUGGAGGUCUACUUCUUGAUAUGACUGGAAGCUAUAAAUCUAUCAUUCCAACGUCGAUAUUUUUCCUUUUCGUUAGUUUUAUUUCAUUCGGAUCAACGAUAUUAAUAUUAAACAAGAAGAAAGCUAAUGAGCUUGAAGAAAGUCAAACAGCAUCGAUUCAUCAGCAUGACAAUGCUGCCUAUGGUUCAUCUUAUUAG
Messenger RNA from Adineta ricciae, 1311 nucleotides. The record is from the annotation of a GenBank genome assembly. NCBI's taxonomy places the organism in Eukaryota, Metazoa, Rotifera, Eurotatoria, Adinetida, Adinetidae.